This is a messenger RNA of Acanthosepion pharaonis, 1005 nucleotides long. NCBI's taxonomy places the organism in Eukaryota, Metazoa, Mollusca, Cephalopoda, Sepiida, Sepiidae. The record is from the annotation of a GenBank genome assembly.
AUGGACAGACCGACUCAGAAGAAGGAGAAGAUGGUGCUGUGUGGAAAACGUGGGCGAGAGAAGAAUGUUCAGCUGCGAUCACCAGUACCUGCAUCUAAUCCCUCACCCUACACCUCACUUUCUCCAUUCAUUCACCUUGCCUCUCAGUUCCCAAUAGUUAUUAAUGAUGCAUCUAACAUUCUCUGCAUAUCUAUCUUUCUAUUCAUAUUUAUCUAUCACUCCCUUCAUAUCUAUCUAUUUAUCUAUCAUUCUUUUCAUAUCUCUAUUAUUCUCUUAUCUAUCUAUCAUUCUCUUCAUAUCAUUACUUCUCUAUCUUGCUACCACUCUCUUUAUCUAUCUCACUCCCUUGCAACCCUAUCUCUCUCUUCCCCGAUCUCUAUCUUGCAACUUCUCAAUCUAUCUUGUUACCUCUCUCUCUACUUCUAUUUAAUCUAUGUCUAUUCAAAUCCAUCUAAAUCAGUCAAUAUAUAUCGCACUAUAUUCUUUUCCACUUAUAGCUCUUUCUCUCUUCUCUCUUUUGGAAUCUAUCUCUUUCAAUUUAGAUCUGGAAUUUUAUAUUUGCUACUAUCUAUGUAUAUCAAUACUUGUACCUCUAAAACUGUAUCCAUCCUAAUCUUUUCCUUUCUAUUUAAAUUUCUUCAUUUCUCUUUCCUUUGCUAUCGAUCUAUCUAUCCUGCUCCAUUCAUAUCUAUCUAUCUACCUGGGUCUGUUCAUAUCUAUCUAUCUAUCUAUCUAUCUAUCUAUCUAUCUAUCUAUCUAUCUAUCUGUCACACCUUUUCAUAUCUAUCUAUCUUGGUCUGUUCAUAUCUAUCUAUUUAUCUUGGUCUAUUAAUAUCUAUAUACAUUAGUCUGUUCAUAUCUAUCUAUCUUUGUCUGUCCAGAUCUAUCUAUCUAUCUAUCUAUCUAUCUAUCUAUCUAUCUCAUGAUAUUCAACAACACUUCAUUGCUUCAUGCAAAUUGCAGUACCUCGAGGAACAAACUAAAAGACUUUCCCUCCAUUGCUGA